GCAGCGAAACCGUUCCGAACCCCGCGAGUCUGAGCAACGAUCCUUGUAAACGUCGCUGGCAGCGACGGUUGUUUGGCAAAGGCUUUGGAUAUCAAGAGUUUUCUUAUGACUUUUGAUUUAUUUUUUCGGUCUCGUUUCUCCCGGUAUCUAAUGACCAGGCGAUUACUACUAAUGGUUGUUUUGCACUUGUCUGUGCUUCUCCGUGUAUGUUUCCACUCGUUCGUACUUGUCUGUGCUUGUUGUCCCUGCUCGUCUGCGCCUGCCGCCACUAAUUGUCGUAUCUCCCUGCUUGUUUGUGUGUGCCGCGGGCCGCCGCAUAUUUAUGCUUGUCUACCACG
Molecule: messenger RNA, 338 nt
Organism: Suillus paluster
Lineage: Eukaryota; Fungi; Basidiomycota; Agaricomycetes; Boletales; Suillaceae
Exons: 5
Source: RefSeq, a predicted model, not a curated record